UCAGUGCGGCUGCCGGUGCUGGACUGUGGCGCGUCUCCGCCGGGAUUGACACCCCUGGCGCUGUGGGGACACGGCGCGAGCCGGGCGCUGAGCUCUCCCGCUGCACCUGGCCAUGAGCCGCACGUGUGGGAUCUAAAACCUGCCCUGGCUCCUGCGCGGGGGAGCAUGAUCUGUGCCCGGGCCGGCAUCCUCCAGGAAUUGAUGCGCUUACAAUUGCCGGGUCAUUAUGCUGCUCCACCUGUGUAGUGUUAAGAAUCUGUACCAAAACAGGUUCCUAGGCCUGGCUGCCAUGGCGUCACCAUCUAGGAACUCUCAGAAUCGGCGCCGGUGUAAAGAACCGCUCAGAUACAGCUACAACCCUGACCAGUUUCAUAACAUGGACAUCAGGAACAAUUCCCAUGAGAUGGUAACCAUUCCACGGUCCACCAGUGACACUGACCUGGUCACUUCAGACAGCCGAUCUACUCUAAUGGUCAGCAGCUCGUAUUAUUCCAUAGGACACUCACAGGACCUAGUGAUCUAUUGGGAUAUAAAGGAAGAAGUAGAUGCGGGGGAUUGGAUCGGCAUGUAUCUCAUUGAUGAGGUCUUGUCUGAAAACUUUCUGGACUACAAGAACCGUGGGGUCAAUGGCUCUCACCGUGGUCAGAUUAUCUGGAAGAUUGAUGCCAGCUCUUACUUCGUAGAGCCUGAAACAAAGAUCUGCUUCAAAUAUUACCAUGGAGUGAGUGGAGCACUACGUGCUACGACCCCCAGUGUCACGGUGAAAAACAGUUCUGCUCCCAUUUUUAAAAGCAUCACCAGUGAAGAUCCGGUCCAGGGUCAAGGAAGUCGGCGACUAAUCAGUUUUUCACUCUCAGAUUUCCAGGCUUUGGGUCUGAAGAAAGGAAUGUUCUUCAACCCAGACCCAUACCUGAAGAUUUCCAUUCAGCCUGGAAAGCACAGCAUCUUCCCAGCACUUCCUCACCAUGGACAGGAGAAGAGAUCCAAGAUCACAUGUAAUACUGUGAACCCUAUCUGGCAAGGAGAGCCUUCACUCUGUCUUGAUGAAGAUUUUAUUUCGGUACAGGCCAAAGAGCUACAUAAACAUUAUAAACAUACAAAUUCAAAAAUGAAAGGAAGUUUUCAUAGGGACAGGGUUGUCAGCUACACUCUGGGACGUAGGCUUCCAACAGAUCACGUCAGCGGACAGCUGCAGUUUCGGUUUGAGAUAACUUCUUCUAUCCAUCCAGAUGAUGAAGAAGUCUCCAUUAGUGCAGAUCCUGAGUCAGCGGAACUGCAGGAAAGCCCUGUGAACAGCGCUGCAGAGGAAAUCCUUGGUGAGCCUCCCUGCACCGGCACAGUGACCUCAGAAAGUACAGCUCCAGAGCAGCUAAAUGGAUGCAAUGUGAAUGGUGUCAAUGUUGAUAGCCCUGGGGAAGUCAACCAGAACAGUUUAAAUGAAGAGCUAGCAGGAAAUAGGGAGGUUGAUGCAGUGCCAGCAGAUGCUAUUGAGUCCUUGGAAUCCAUCCCAGGGGAAGUGCUGCCUUCCCUGAGUGCUAUGGACCUCUCUGAGCAACUGGCUCUGCUGGCUUGCACGCCUCCUCCAGAGACUGAAGUUAGGGAAAAUAAUAAAGUCAAUUCUGUUACUCAGGGACACGACGACAUCUUUACCAGCAUAGAAGCUCUAGAUAUUGAUGAGGUGAGUGCAGACAUACAGACUGUCAAGGACCUAGAGAAAAUUCAGGAUGAGGAAGGGGCUUCAGCCCAGGAGGAAGAAGACAACAAGCUGCAGCUAAGAACAACAGGGAAGAGGAAAAACAGGCCCUGCUCCCUGCCUGUGUCUGAACUGGAGACGGUGAUCGCAUCAGCAUGUGGUGAGCCUGAGACCCCUCGCACACACUACAUACGGAUCCACAAUCUGCUUCACAGCCUGCCCUCAGCACAGAUGAGUAGCGAUGGAGAGGAGGAGCAGGGAGGCGGCGAGAAUGACGAAGAGUCAACAGUCAAGGAAAUGUCAGAGAAGGAUAUGGUUAGCGAGUCUGAGACGCUAGCGGCAGAUCCUCCUCCUGAAACUGGAACUGAUGAGUAUUUCAGCCGGGGGACUGUGCCCCGCAGCACCUCAAUUGAGCAUCUCUCAGACUUAAAUGAGCAGCUGUUGGAUGGGGAACAUCCCAUGACUGGAAGCGAGAGUGAAUCAAGUUCCAGACCGUAUGGGGACAAUGAGUGUGACACCUCUUGCUACAGCCCAUCCUGUUACAGCACUUCCUGCUACAGUACGUCCUGCUACAGUACCUCCUGCUACAGCCCUUCCUGUUACGACAGUAACAAUCGCUUUUCCAGCCAUACCCGUUUCUCCUCUGUUGACAGUGCAAAGAUUUCUGAGAGCACGGUCUUUUCCUCACAGGAUGAUGAGGAAGAGGAAAACAGUGCCUUUGAGUCAGUGCCAGAUUCAGUGCAAAGCCCUGAACUGGACAGGGAGCAAGUGGAUGUCUCCGCCCAGUGGCCAGAUGAACUCGUAGCUCAUGGUGGGAAUCCACAAAGAGCAACUGAGACUCUAGAGUCCCCAGUAGCAGGUCCGAGCAACAGAAGAGAAGGUGAUUGUCCUUUACUCCAUAAUUCUCAGCCAGUCAGCCAGCUUCCUUCCCUGAGGCCCGACCACCAUCACUAUCCAACUAUUGAUGAGCCUCUUCCACCAAACUGGGAAGCUCGGAUAGACAGCCAUGGAAGGGUAUUUUAUGUGGAUCAUGUGAAUCGAACCACAACAUGGCAGCGCCCCACAGCAGCAGCCACUCCAGAUGGAAUACGCAGAUCUGGUUCAAUCCAACAAAUGGAGCAGCUCAAUCGGCGGUAUCAAAAUAUUCAGCGGACUAUUGCAACAGAGAGGCCAGAGGAUGAUGCUGUUGUUAACAACAGAGCCGAGAGGCUCUCCAUUGGAGGAGGAAGUGACUCUGAGGCAGACUUUUCCCAGCCAAACUCAGAAAUUAGAAGAGAAGGGUCCCUUUCUCCAGUGAAUUCUCAAAAAAUCACCUUGCUGCUACAGUCUCCAGCUGUAAAGUUCAUCACCAACCCCGAAUUCUUCACUGUGCUGCACGCAAACUAUAGUGCCUAUCGAGUCUUUACCAACAGCACCUGCUUGAAGCACAUGAUUCUAAAGAUCCGCAGAGAUGCUCGGAAUUUUGAGCGCUAUCAGCACAACAGGGACCUGGUAAAUUUUAUCAACAUGUUUGCUGACACCCGACUGGAACUUCCACGGGGUUGGGAGAUCAAAACAGAUCAACAGGGCAAGUCCUUCUUUGUUGACCACAACAGCCGUGCUACCACUUUCAUUGAUCCCAGGAUCCCACUUCAAAAUGGCCGUCUCCCUAAUCAUCUGACUCACAGGCAGCAUCUCCAGCGACUUCGCAGCUACAGUGCUGGAGAGGCAUCGGAAGUCUCCCGGAAUAGAGGCGUUUCUCUGUUGACCAGACCAGGCAACAGCCUAGUAACAGCUAUUCGAAACCAGCACCAUCAUGAGACAUUACCUCUGGCUUACAAUGACAAGAUUGUUGCAUUUCUACGCCAACCAAACAUUUUUGAGAUGCUGCAGGAGCGUCAGCCAAGCUUGGCCAGGAACCAUGCACUCAGGGAGAAGAUCCAUUACAUUCGGACAGAGGGUACACAUGGGCUUGAAAAGUUGUCCUGUGAUGCAGAUUUAGUAAUUCUACUGAGCCUCUUUGAAGAGGAUAUUAUGUCUUACAUACCCUUGCAGGCUGCCUUCCACCCUGGCUACAGCUUCUCUCCUCGCUGUUCGCCCUGCUCCUCACCUCAGAACUCUCCAGGAUUACAGCGAGCUAGCGCAAGAGCGCCUUCUCCAUAUAGGAGAGACUUUGAAGCCAAGUUACGCAAUUUCUAUCGAAAACUUGAAGCCAAAGGAUAUGGGCAAGGUCCAGGUAAAAUUAAGUUAAUUAUACGGCGUGAUCACUUGCUGGAAGGCACCUUCAAUCAGGUGAUGGCUUAUUCACGCAAGGAGCUUCAGCGGAACAAACUCUAUAUCACGUUUGUAGGAGAGGAAGGCUUGGACUACAGUGGUCCCUCCCGAGAGUUCUUCUUCCUUCUGUCUCAGGAGCUCUUCAAUCCUUACUAUGGCCUGUUUGAGUAUUCAGCCAAUGACACUUACACUGUACAGAUCAGCCCCAUGUCUGCGUUUGUGGAAAACCACCUUGAAUGGUUCAGGUUCAGUGGUCGUAUCCUUGGCCUUGCUCUCAUUCAUCAGUACCUUCUUGAUGCUUUCUUCACGAGGCCAUUCUAUAAAGCACUACUGAGGCUGCCAUGUGAUUUAAGUGACUUGGAGUACCUGGAUGAGGAGUUUCAUCAGAGCUUGCAAUGGAUGAAGGAUAACAACAUCACUGAUAUCCUGGAUCUCACUUUCACAGUGAACGAGGAGGUGUUUGGCCAGGUGACAGAAAGAGAGCUGAAAUCUGGGGGUUCAAAUACACAGGUGACAGAAAAGAACAAGAAGGAGUACAUUGAGAGAAUGGUAAAGUGGCGUGUGGAACGAGGAGUGGUUCAGCAAACAGAGGCUCUAGUCCGUGGCUUCUAUGAAGUUGUAGACUCCAGGCUCGUCUCCAUUUUUGAUGCCAGAGAGCUAGAGCUGGUGAUUGCAGGCACUGCAGAAAUAGACCUCAAUGACUGGCGUAACAACACAGAAUAUCGUGGAGGUUACCAUGAUGGGCAUAUUGUAAUUCGGUGGUUCUGGGCAGCAGUGGAGAGAUUUAACAAUGAACAGAGGCUACGGUUCCUGCAGUUUGUCACUGGAACAUCUAGUGUGCCAUAUGAGGGGUUUGCAGCCCUUCGAGGGAGCAAUGGUCUGCGGCGCUUCUGUAUAGAGAAAUGGGGAAAAAUAACAUCCCUUCCAAGGGCACACACAUGUUUCAACCGCUUGGAUCUUCCACCUUACCCAUCUUAUUCUAUGCUGUAUGAAAAGCUGUUGACAGCUGUUGAAGAAACUAGCACGUUUGGACUUGAGUGAGGGAAUUCAGGCACUUCUGAUAUUUUCCUGGCUGAUGAUGUCACCUUCCUUCCCCACCAUCAUAUGAUCUUGGUUUUCCAUGUUUUUAUUUAUGAAAACAAAAAUCAGGAUUGACAAAAGCUGUGCAUGAAGAACUGCCUCCCUAAGAUCUAACCUUCAUGCUUUCAUCCUCAGUUUCCAAUGGACUCCUGUAUGCAAUAGAAAAACAACUGUCUCAACGUUUCUGUAUGUCUCCACAUACCUCCAUUAAUAAUAAUGAAAAUACAAAUGCAGGUUAUGUUACACUUGACCAAAUGUUGAUAAAUGUUUACUUCCACCUACGUUGAUUAAAAAAUAAAUAACCUCAUCAACCAUUCCAAGCUUCUAUAUGCCUGUGUCUUCUAAACAAAU
Messenger RNA from Trachemys scripta elegans, 5377 nucleotides. RefSeq names its product HECT, C2 and WW domain containing E3 ubiquitin protein ligase 1 (gene HECW1). The record is from RefSeq and is a predicted model, not a curated record. Lineage: Eukaryota; Metazoa; Chordata; Testudines; Emydidae. Gene Ontology annotation, molecular function: protein binding; ubiquitin-protein transferase activity. Gene Ontology annotation, biological process: regulation of dendrite morphogenesis. The coding region runs from base 227 to 4987 and encodes 1586 amino acids. The transcript has 29 exons.